UUUGCAUCACUUACCAUCCUGAAAACUGAAGCUGAUACUUUCAAACCUUGAAAUAUUAUGGUUUGGGUUUUAUUUCAAUUGUGUUUGGUUACAAAUGGAGCUGAAACGACAGCCUUUGUGGGAGGUGGAAAGUGAUGUCAGUGGCAGAGUGAGCCUUGCUAGAAGUUCCUAUUUUGCUAUACAGUACUGCAGAGACUCAGCCUGACAUUUACUUUCUAACAUUUCUUUGUAUGAAUGGAUUGAAGGGGGGGGGGAGCUUGUGCGUGCUCUCUCCCCCUCUCUUUCCCUUUCUAUAAACCAGCCCUCAGCCUUCUGACAUCACAGUCCCAUAAGGAGGCAGAGAAGGAAUUUGAUUUCAAUGAGCUAAAAAAAGGAGUCUUUGUAGGGGGUGGGGGGUGGGAGAGGCACGCGUCUGCUUCAAAGAUCCUAGGCAUCAAAUGAGAAAUCAUCUAGACUCUCUGAGGAUGACAUCAAGUUGAGAAAAGAGACAGACCGAUAUCGUGCCAAUUUCCUGGACCCUGCUGGUGUGCAUGCGGCAAAGGGAGAGAGGAUGGAAAUAGAAGCCCUGGCCUCCGAACGUAGAAGCAUCACAGUGGGGACUUCAGCGCGCGCAGCGGACAACCAAACUCACUUCACUUCCCCUGCUGCAAGCCACAAUGGACUUAAAGACAGGCACGAAUCGUUGGACAGUGAGGUUGCUAAAGAGAUCAGGUACCUUGAUGAAGUGCUAGAAGCAAACUGUUGCGAUUCGGCUUCUGAUAACCCCUUUAAUGGGAUGACUUCCUCCUCCCCUGAGCCAAGCCCAUCCAUUGUUGUGGAUGGCUCUGGUCCAUCUGUUCACCUUGCUAAUGAUUCCAGAGCACCCAACGAAAGCAGCACCAUUGUAGUUCGUGGGCAAGCGGCUCCAGUUGUGGAGCACAGUGGAAUAAACGUUGCGCCUGGGAAGCUUAAGCCAAAUGGCCACUCCAUGGGCACCCUGCAAGAGGAACACUGUGACAGCCUGAAAGUGCCAGUGAGUCCAUGCUCUUCCACAAGCUCGAGGUCUUCCAAGGAUGGAGAAGCGACAUUGGCCACCAUUAAGAAAGAGGCUAAGUUUGAGCUUAGAGCGUUUCAUGAAGACAAGAAGCCAUCAAAGCUCUUUGAGGAGGAGGAUCCAAGGGAGAAUUACAGAGUGCGUAAAGUGAGGCCCUCCGAGGAAAUGAUGGAGCUGGAGAAAGAGCGGCGGGAGCUCAUUCGAAGCCAGGCUGUCAAGAAGAACCCAGGUAUAGCAGCAAAGUGGUGGAACCCACCCCAGGAGAAGACGCUGGAGGAGCAGCUAGAUGAGGAACACUUGGAGUCUCACAAAAAAUACAAGGAACGCAAAGAGAAGCAGCAGCAGCAACCACCAAUGCCCGUGAAACAUGUCUCACAUUUGUCUGCAGCACCUGAUCCAGCUAGCAGUAAAAAGGUUGAUGUUGUCACAGAGCAAAUAGAUUUUUCAGCUGCACGGAAGCAGUUCCAGUUAAUGGAAAAUUCAGGCCCGCCAAAUAACACAACAGCAGCACCCAAGAGAUCAGGGACCCCCAAAAUGUUCACCAUACAACCCUUCUACAAACCAAUAGGUCCAUCUCAAAUGGACCGGCGAACAGCCUCAGUUACAAAGCCUGUCUCUCCGUGUGGGCAGACUUUGCUAGUUGGUAACAACGAUAUUACUGUUGUAAAAGCUGAGAAGGUGUCUUGCAUCUUAGAUGACAAUAGCGUUCAGAACAUCUCUGGUGACUCAGUGAGAGUCUCUCCAUACAGUGAUGCCACGAAACAUGGCCAUUCUACAAAGGGAUGGUCAGAUGAUGGCGAGUUCAUGAGUGCAAAGGCAGUCUUUACAGUGGUGAGAGAUGAUGAGCAGGGCACCUUAGAUCAGUUCUCGAGGUCAGUCAAUGUGUCUUCCCCUCCAGAGGAACUGGACUCUGGGCUGGAUGAAUUGUCAGUGAGAUCUCAGGAUACAACCGUUUUGGAAACACUUUCCAAUGACUUCAGCAUGGACAAUAUAAGUGACAGUGGUGCCUCCAAUGAGACAAUGAAUGCCCUUCAAGAAAAUUCGCUCACCGAUUUCUCCUUGCCCCAGACCCCUCAGGCUAACACUCCUUCCGACUGUCGAGGAGACGGUAUUUUCAAGUCACUUAGCGACCACGGCUUUUAUUCUCCAUCUUCACCGUUGCUUGACUCCAUGCUCAUUGAUGAGCAGUUGGAAUACCAGGCUGGCCUACUGGUCCAAAACGCCAUUCAGCAAGCCAUAGCUGAGCAGGCUGACAAAGCAAGUUUUAAGCAAUCCGCUGCAGAGCAAAAGAACCUCCAAGUCAAGGAACAGGAGGAGGAGGUGGUCAAGGCACCAUGCUCUGAGAAACGGCACAAUCCAACAUUUCAGCCACCUCAGGUGUCCUCUCCUGUGCAAGAAAAGCGAGAUUCAGCACCAAAGACUUCUGCAGCUCAAGACUCUGUACUCAGGGAAAGGCAAGUUCCACAGCCAUCUCCUGUUGCUCACACCACCAGACCAGUCACUGUGGAGGAAACCAAGCCAGAAGUCAGCUAUUUCAGCAAGUAUUCAGAAGCCGCUGAGCUAAGGAGCACGGCUUCCAUUCUGGCUAUGCAAGAAGCGGAGGUGACAGUAGGGCCUUUCAAACUAAGGUCAAAAAAGCAGAGGACUUUGUCUAUGAUAGAAGAAGAAAUCCGAGCAGCCCAAGAAAGAGAGGAAGAACUGAAAAGACAAAGGCAGGGUAUGCAGCUGGCACGCAGCCCUGUUGCAAAGAGUGCGCCUCCUCUACCCACCAGAACUGUGUCUUACAGAACUGCACCAGGUAAAAUAGAGAAGAUCAAGCCACCUCCAUCCCCAACCGCUGAAGGCCCCCCCUCGCAUUCCGACUCCGCAUCAGACGAAUCGGGAGGAUCCCAAAGACCCAAGAACCUGAUGCAGACUCUUAUGGAAGAUUAUGAAAGUCACAAAACCAAGAGGCGGGAGAGGAUGGAUGAGAGCAGCUACACCUGUAAAUUACUGUCUAACAAGGUGACCUCUGAGGUCCUUGAGGCUACGAGAGUCAACCGCAGGAAGAGUGCCCUGGCUCUGCGGUGGGAAGCAGGCAUUUAUGCUAACCGAGAAGAAAAUGAAUAGUUCUCUUGGCAAAAUAAAAGAGCAGUUAAAAACAAAACAACAAUGCAGAGACGAAGAAACCAAAUAGAAGAACAAAGUUUUAAUUUUUUUAAAAGGAAAGCUUCAGCAUUUUAAUCCGGUAUUUAUUACAAGUGUAUCGAUCUCUGCAACCCAUGUUUAAACAUAUAUGCAUAGAUAUACGCACAAAACACGCAGAAAAGUUAUACUAAGGAAAACCAUCUGCUACUCCACCCCCCGCCCCCCGCACACACACCAAAAAGAAAAAGGACGUGAAG
Molecule: messenger RNA, 3417 nt
Organism: Podarcis raffonei (Aeolian wall lizard)
Lineage: Eukaryota; Metazoa; Chordata; Lepidosauria; Squamata; Lacertidae
Product: A-kinase anchor protein 2-like
Exons: 5
Coding region: 551-3142 (863 amino acids)
Source: RefSeq, a predicted model, not a curated record